AUGGACUUUGGUUGUAUUUCCAAUUCAUCUUUCCUGUCGUUGACUUCCUCUGAGAAUCUAGUGGAAGAAAAUGAGCAGACCUACAACAACGUGCUCAUGCCGAGCAUCUUCGGCUUCAUUUGCUUCUUCGGGAUCUUCGGAAACUGCAUCGUUAUCUACACCAUUGUGAAAAAGACCAAGUUUUGUGCCCAGCAAACAGUGCCAGACAUCUUCAUCCUCAGUCUCUCCAUUGUUGACCUCCUCUUUCUCCUUGGUAUGCCCAUUCUUAUCCACCAGCUUGUGGGCAAUGGCUCCUGGUGCUUUGGUGGCACUAUGUGUACUGUCAUCACUGCACUGGACUCCAACAGUCAGAUCGUCAGCACUUACAUCCUCACUGUGAUGACCCUGGAUCUGUACCUGGCCACCGUCCAUCCCAUCCGCUUCAAUCACGUCCGGACCCCCUGCGUGGCCGGGGCAGCAGUUGCACUCGUGUGGCUGUUCUCUCUGGUCUCCAUCACGCCUGUGUGGAUGUACGCGGGCCUCAUGCCUCUGAAAGAUGGCACAGUCGGCUGCGCGCUCCUGCUGCCCAACCCUGCCACAGAUACAUACUGGUUCACCCUCUAUCAGUUCUUCUUGGCCUUUGCCCUGCCUCUGGUGGUCAUCUGUGUGGUCUUUUUCAAGAUUCUCAAAAAAAUGGCAGCCACAGUGGCCCCGCUGCCCCAGCGCAGCCUGAGGUUGCGUACGCGUAAGGUGACCCGCAUGGCAGUGGCCAUCUGCCUGGCCUUCUUCACCUGCUGGGCUCCCUACUACAUCCUGCAGUUGAUCCAUCUGGGGGUGCAGCGGCCCAGCUUCGCUUUCCUGUACGCCUACAACAUUGCCAUUAGUAUGGGAUACGCCAAUAGCUGCAUUAACCCGUUCCUCUACAUCGUGUUGAGUGAAACCUUCAAGAGGCAGUGCAUCGUGACUGUCCGGCCAACUUGCAGGGUGUUCAGGGUUGCUCCUAGUGUGGUCGAUGGCGGGAUCAAUCUGAGGAUGGCACCAGACAGCUGCCAUUCCCAGUCAUCCAAGGACCUCCUUCAAAACAUGCUGCCGGUGACUGUGGCCGUGCAGUGA
Myripristis murdjan (pinecone soldierfish) is the source of this 1092-nucleotide messenger RNA. RefSeq names its product melanin-concentrating hormone receptor 1b (gene mchr1b). Gene Ontology annotation, cellular component: plasma membrane; neuron projection. The coding region runs from base 1 to 1092 and encodes 363 amino acids. Gene Ontology annotation, biological process: neuropeptide signaling pathway. The record is from RefSeq and is a predicted model, not a curated record. Gene Ontology annotation, molecular function: neuropeptide binding; melanin-concentrating hormone receptor activity. The transcript is spliced from 2 exons. NCBI's taxonomy places the organism in Eukaryota, Metazoa, Chordata, Actinopteri, Holocentriformes, Holocentridae.